AUGGAUCUCACUGACACUGCUUAUUUGUCAUCCAUUCCAGAACUAAUGAAAAAAGUAUUGCUUCUACUGACUAUCGUGCAGCCAUUAGUUACCAUCGGAUCAUGUUUUGAAGAUGUGAUCAGUGUGUGGUUGACCGAGCUGGAUAGAGGCAGAUCCAGACCGCUGCUUGGAAUUUCGCGGCAUCCGGUCGGCUUGGCUUACUUGAGAGGGUUCUCGAAGGGUAUUUUCGGCACAACUCUUUUUCCAGGGCUUAUAAUCUCAGGGGUACCAAAUGAUCAAGUUCGGGACUUAGUGAAUGGCAUGAAUGACGCAGCUUUCAGCGUUCAUUUGAAUGUGCUUGAAAAUUAUCGCCGUUUUUACGCGUUUCUGGAGUCCGAAUUCUGCGCUUACUCGUCAAGGUAUGAUAGGUGGCCUUGUUGUGAUCAGCCAAACUUCCACGUCUCCUGUGCCGACGUCCCAAAGAACGCACAUAAAGUGGCGAAGCUGAUACUUGACCCAACGUACGGUAUAAGCUUGAACUUUCUGUAUCGCUGGUGCAUUCAA
Molecule: messenger RNA, 543 nt
Organism: Dicrocoelium dendriticum
Lineage: Eukaryota; Metazoa; Platyhelminthes; Trematoda; Plagiorchiida; Dicrocoeliidae
Source: the annotation of a GenBank genome assembly